Molecule: messenger RNA, 6975 nt
Organism: Sciurus carolinensis (gray squirrel)
Lineage: Eukaryota; Metazoa; Chordata; Mammalia; Rodentia; Sciuridae
Gene: Ophn1
Product: oligophrenin 1
Exons: 25
Coding region: 643-3051 (802 amino acids)
Biological process (GO): signal transduction
Cellular component (GO): cytoplasm
Molecular function (GO): protein binding; GTPase activator activity
Source: RefSeq, a predicted model, not a curated record
UAUUGUGCGUCGCGUUGUAGCCUCCGCUUCCCGCUUUGGUGUCUAAGGAGGAAGGCUGCGUUUCAUUGCCGCCCCCGGGCUUAACCCUUCCGGCUCCUCACAGGACAGCAAGCCGGCUCCCUUGGACUAGGAAAAACUCUCAGCAGCUGCCGGACCCGGGUAACGAAACCCUAGGGUACAAGGAAGACAGUUGAACAGGGAGCCUGAGCGCACAGGCUAGGAUUUCGAGCUUUGCAGGGGCGGGGCGGAGGCGCUGGCUUUAAGAAGGGGGAGGGGACAGUGCAAUCCCGGUUGCCCGCGGAGUUCGGCAAAGGAAAUCUUCAGCUAGCUCUGGAGCGAGGAGAGAGGAGAGGCGGUUCCCAGCCCCAGUGCUCACCCCCGCCUACACCCUGGGCGGGCCGAAGUGUCACGUUUGCAAGUGCUCAGGAAGGAUCCGGCCCGUCUCCGGAGGCAAGACGGACUGCGGUUUCUGCUGCCUAUAAGGAGAGGCGAUGCCAAGCGGGUAUGCUGCUUACUAGGCAGCACCCUGCCAGGAUCCAGCUGCAUUAGUAAGCCUUCCCAGUCACCUGAAACCACCGACGGGCGUUGUGUUCUUCGUACACACCAGCCAGUGGUUCCCAGGAGUCUCAUUGGAACAGAACCAUGGGGCAUCCUCCGCUGGAGUUCAGCGACUGCUACUUGGACAGCCCCGACUUCCGCGAGAGGCUCAAGUGUUAUGAGCAGGAGCUGGAGAGGACCAAUAAAUUCAUCAAAGACGUGAUCAAAGACGGCAACGCGCUUAUCAGCGCCAUGAGAAAUUACUCCUCUGCUGUUCAGAAAUUCUCACAGACGCUGCAGUCCUUUCAGUUUGAUUUCAUUGGAGACACUCUGACUGACGACGAGAUUAACAUUGCUGAAUCCUUCAAGGAAUUUGCUGAAUUGCUCAAUGAAGUAGAAAACGAAAGGAUGAUGAUGGUACAAAAUGCUAGUGAUUUGCUGAUCAAACCUCUGGAAAAUUUCCGGAAGGAGCAAAUAGGUUUCACAAAGGAGCGGAAAAAGAAAUUUGAAAAGGAUGGCGAAAGGUUUUAUUCUUUACUGGACCGGCACUUACAUCUGUCAUCCAAAAAGAAAGAAUCUCAAUUACAAGAGGCAGAUCUCCAGGUGGACAAGGAGAGGCACAAUUUCUUUGAGUCCUCCCUUGACUACGUUUAUCAAAUCCAGGAAGUUCAGGAAUCCAAGAAGUUCAAUAUUGUGGAGCCAGUCUUGGCCUUUCUUCAUAGCCUCUUCAUUUCUAACAGCUUGACUGUGGAACUCACACAGGAUUUCCUUCCAUAUAAACAACAACUCCAGCUCAGUUUGCAGAAUACAAGAAAUCAUUUCUCCAGUACCCGGGAAGAGAUGGAAGAACUUAAGAAAAGGAUGAAAGAAGCUCCCCAGACAUGCAAACUUCCAGGACAGCCAACCAUUGAAGGCUAUCUCUAUACGCAAGAGAAAUGGGCUUUGGGAAUAUCUUGGGUGAAAUACUACUGCCGUUAUGAGAAAGAGACAAAAACACUCACCAUGACGCCUAUGGAACAAAAGCCAGGUGCUAAGCAGGGGCCCUUGGACUUAACCCUGAAAUAUUGCGUGAGAAGGAAGACAGAGUCUAUCGACAAGAGGUUCUGUUUUGAUAUAGAAACGAAUGAAAGGCCAGGUACCAUCACUCUGCAGGCCCUUUCAGAAGCUAACAGAAGGCUAUGGAUGGAAGCUAUGGAUGGGAAAGAACCUAUCUACCACAGCCCCAUAACGAAACAGGAAGAAAUGGAGCUGAAUGAAGUGGGGUUCAAGUUUGUUAGGAAGUGUAUCAAUAUCAUUGAGACUAAAGGCAUCAAGACAGAAGGCUUGUACCGCACUGUGGGUAGCAAUAUUCAGGUUCAGAAGCUGCUGAAUGCCUUUUUUGAUCCCAAAUGCCCAGGAGAUGUUGAUUUUCAUAAUAGUGACUGGGACAUUAAGACAAUCACCAGCUCCUUGAAAUUCUACCUCAGGAAUCUUUCUGAACCUGUCAUGACCUAUAGGCUUCACAAAGAGCUGGUCUCUGCUGCCAAGUCUGAUAACCUGGAUUAUCGGCUGGGAGCUAUUCACUCCCUGGUUUAUAAGCUACCAGAAAAGAACCGUGAGAUGCUGGAACUUCUGAUAAGACACUUGGUCAAUGUAUGUGAGCAUAGCAAAGAGAAUCUUAUGACCCCUUCCAACAUGGGGGUGAUCUUUGGGCCCACCCUGAUGAGAGCUCAAGAGGACACUGUGGCUGCCAUGAUGAACAUCAAAUUCCAGAACAUUGUGGUUGAAAUCCUAAUUGAGCACUUUGGCAAGAUCUAUUUAGGUCCACCUGAGGAGAACACUGCACCCCCAGUGCCUCCACCUCGAGUGACAGCAAGAAGGCAUAAACCAAUCACGAUUUCAAAGCGAUUACUUCGAGAAAGGACGGUUUUCUAUACUUCUUCCCUGGAUGAAAUUGAAGAUGAAAUCCAACAUCAAACACCUAAUGGUACUAUCACUAUCAACCUAGAACCCCCGAAGCUGCCACAGCACCUCAAACUACCUAUGCAGAGGAUUGGGGAAGCUGAUCCUGGGAGGAAGUCCCCUAGCAGGCCUGUUUCAGAUGGCAAAUUGGAACCCUGCCCUGAGGUGGAUGUGGGGAAGUUGGUGUCUAGGCUACAGGAUGGAGGGACCAAGACUACCCCAAAGGCUACCAAUGGGCCCAUUCCAGGCCCUGGCCCCACAAAGACCCCUUCUUUCCACAUAAAGAGACCGGCUCCCCGGCCCCUGGCUCACCACAAGGAAGGGGACGCUGACAGUGUCAGCAAAGUGCGGCCUCCAGGAGAAAAGCCAACGAUCAUCCGUCCCCCAGUGAGACCCCCAGACCCUCCCAGCCGGGCAGCUACUCCCCAGAAGCCAGAAACAAAGCCAGAUAUUGUGACUGGCAAUGCAGGGGAAAUCCCAUCAUCCGUGGUGGCUUCCAGGACCAGGUUCUUUGAAACAGCUUCCCGGAAAACAGGAAGUUCUCAAGGCAGACUUCCUGGAGAUGAGAGUUGAGGCCACAGGUUUUAAAAUCCUUGGCCUCAGGGGAUCCUUUCCAGGUCCUGAAAGGGUCUACUUCAAAGCCUUGUGUCCUGAGACAUUUUGUGCUGAAGAGCAGCUCCUUCUUGGCCCUGCACCUUCAGGCUCAUGGGAAGCCAAAAAUAAGGGGCACAUGUCCUAGACACAUGUUUAUUUCUCCUUUGUAUUCUGUUUUCAUCCCCUCAGAAGGUCUGUAUUGAGCUCCUAUAACACUGUGAAUGGCUGGAUUCCUUCAAGCCCCAGACUGCCAAAACCAAGAUAUCCACUGACCUGAGUCAAAGAAGGAAGCCUAGUUUUCAACUCUUCUCUGAACUUCUUGCUUCCUCAAAAGGCCAUUGAACUCUAAAGACUUGGGGCUAAAGACUGGUCUUAGGAGUCUUGUCCUGAACUAAAGGCCACUUGAAUUGGAGUCAUUGCUUACCUUGGUUGAAAGGGAGUAGGAAUGUUUGCUGAAUAUUGGAGAAUCUUAUCAUGUCUCUUACUAAGUAUGUGGACACUGGUGCCAGGUUGGUGCUCUGGCACUGUAAUAUGUUGCCAACAGUCUGUCUGCUGUGGGACCAGACAGCAUGGGUGAUGCGUCUCACACCCCACAUGGACUUAGGAAGGUGGCCUUCCUGCUUUUGCCUACAGCCACUUAGGACAAAUCUGCAAAGCAUGUUUAGCAUGUUAAAGCCUAGGUCUAUUUGGAUUAUUCUUCCUGUUUUCACCUGACAGCUUCCUUUCUGAGCAAACAAGAAAAAUAUGAAAAAAAAACUACUCCAAAUUGAAAACAUUUCUUUAAAAAAGGCAGAUUGUGUUUGUCAUAUUGGAGCUCCAUUCUUGAGUCAAAUGCUAGGAAAAACUGUUAAGAUGGAGUGAGACCAAGUAGUUGUUGCUAUUUCUUCAUGUUUGCCUUCUGCUGAUCAGCUAUUUUAACUCCUGAAAAAUGUAAUUUUUAAUCCAGUGUCCAUGGAUUCAGAAACUCCAUGAUGCCCCUGAGAUGUUAUGCAUGAUUCUGUGGCAAUUUGCCUUUUCUGUGCCAACAGUUCAUAACAUUCUACUGAAUUUCAAAUGGGCCUAUGACCCAAAAAACAUUAAGAACCACACCUCACGAGAUAAAAUAAUCAUUUUACAACCCAUAAAGUAUUUGAUUAGAAGGGGUUUUCAAAAGUAUUGAAUCUAACAGCCUUGUAUACUGGCAGAGCAAGUUAGUGACAACAGCAGAACAAGAUCCCAGGUCCCUGGGCUGCUAUGUGGAGUUCUUUCCAUUACACCACACUUUUCUAGCCAGGGACCUUAUAGUUGAUGACUUUAAUGGCCGUCAGUUUGGGGAUUUGGCUUUUACCCUUUUUCUUGAGCCUUUCCACAUUUGCCACCAAGUGUAAAACUUCAAACCAUAAUCCUCUGAUUCCCUUCAUUGACCAUGUCAAUCAUUGGAAGGGAAUUAAAUCCAUGUAGUGGGUCAGAAAUCUAAGAAAUAGACAUUUCCAAAACCUGUUUAUUGAAGGGAAUCUUCUGGAAGGAGUGUCAGUGUUUUGUUCCCAGGCAGAUGCUGGGACCAUAGCCUGUCUUUAAGGUCCCUGUGUCUAUAACAUGGCCCAGUGUGGGAGGAAGGGCUUUCCUACUUGCACUCUUCUAACAUGGACCCACUAGUACACUGAUUGUUGUAUUGAGAUUAAAGCAUAAAUAUGGAGAGAGAGAAAAAAGAAACACAUACAUAUGCCCAAUCCAAACAAACUCUGAGAUGACUUUGGGAUGGUGUUACUAAAUGGCAAAAGUCACUUUUUUAAGACUGAACUCCAAACAUGGUUUAUAAGUGAGUUAGGAACAUGUAAGCUAAAUACAUUGAGAUCUUUUGUCAAAGUAAUUGAGUGGAAACUUGAUGCCAUUCUAAAUCAAAACAUGCCCAGAUGACCAUAUUGAACUCUCUCUACCCUACCUGUUUUGAAGGCCACGUUGCUAAGGAACCAGGAUCAAGAAAGUUAUCAUUUCACCUGCUGCUUACCCAAAAAAAAUCUCUGUGAGGCUUGCUGGUCUCAUACUGACUCCUGGUCUCUUGCAAUGUCCUGUUAUAUGACUGACUAAAACAGGUAGGUGUGCAGAAUUUGGCCACAAAACCAGUGGCCAAUGGAACCUCAGUAGCUUGGAAGAUGGUAGAGACAUGGUUUGACUAUAGUUUUUUGGGUGGAAAAUCCCACAAUCACCACUAUAAAAUUUGAAGAUUAUUGAGAGGCAGAGAAAGGCAUGGCAAUCCUAGUGGAAAGAUAUCCAGAAACUUGGUAGUGAGAUUGCUGUGUUGCCAGAUCAAGAUCCUAGCAUGAAAGAUUGGUACAACCAGUCUUACUGGAAGCCAAGUAAUAAUGGCUGAUGUUGCUUUGACCCUGUUCUGAGCUAUCCCCAAAGCAUGAACCACAUUGCUUCCCCUAGAACUCUGAUUUAAAAGCUUAAGACUCUGGCAAAGCAUGCUGUCAUGGAAUGAGAUUGGCUUGGCCUAGGCUUGAUGGUCUUUCAGAAGAGGCUAUGGGAAGAGGGAAAUAAUCACAAAGUGGCAGCUAUAUAAAAUAAUCAGCAUACCUUAGCCAGUAGGUUAGAGAAACUGGCAAUGGAUGAGCUGUAAGUCUUGAACUGGCAGUGAUAACAAAGGAGCUAACAGUUAUAAAACACCUACUAUGUGCUAGGUGCUUCAUAUAUAUUAUCUCAUUUCAUCCUUAAAACAGUCAUGCAAGUAUUCAUCUCAUUUUAAAUAUAAAGAAAGUAUAGCCCAGUGGGCUUGAGUAAGCAGCUUAAGGGCAUAUAGAUUGUAGUAAAUAACAAACUGUGAUUUGAAUCUAGACCUCUCUGACUCUACCCCCAUGAUAUAUUUUUUUUUUUCUUUUUGUCACACUGAAGUGUUUAAACAGAGGUCACACUACUGGAACUGGUAUGAUUUUUGACUCUUGCCUGCCUAACAAAUAUUAAAAGGUAAGCAUUUGAUGGAGGAAGAGGAUAUGAGUCCACUCUACAGGGAAAUGAAAAUUAGGCUGGAAGAUAUUCCUAAGUUGGGCUUUCUCUUUACCUUCAGAGUAUCUGUUUGGUAGUAUUUUUAAAAGGAUCAUCUAGUUUUACUUGUGAAGUAAAAUAAUUAUUUUUAAUUGAUAGUUGGUUAGUCCUUGGCUUAGCCAUUUUUCAAAGGGAAAAGAUCCUUGUGUGUGUCUCUGUACUUUGCCAAUACUUCACCAAAGUUGUAGCAUGUCCAAUUUCAAUCAAAGAAUUUGUGACAUGCAUACAUGCAGUUUGAGAAGCAGGAAAGGUCUCUAUGCCUCUGCAGUAUUUGAUGCCAUGGUGUCAAAACCCUACAUAAUUUUUUUUGGUGAUAAUAGUAAAAGGAGAUGAUUUAAAAAAAAAAGAUUAAAUUUUUAAUUUUGAAGUUAAAAAAGUUGUGCAUAGGGGGGUGUCCAGCCACUGAGGGGUGAAACUAAACAUCCAAUUUCAAUAGUAAAAUAAUGUCAAGUAGCGUAUUUCUAAAAUAAUUGGUCAUCAUGGGGAGAAAACCUUCCCUUUUCAAGUUCCCUGAUGCUGUAAUAACUAGAACAAAUAAAGUAGUAUAGGAAGCAGUUCUGUAACUAUUAAAUAAUUACUUGUGAGAGAAUGUAGAUCAAUGAUGCUACUAUAAAAGUAGCUGCAGACAAGUGGCCUUGACAUAUUAGAAGCCCAGAAAAAGCUUCAGAAACAAUAAAAAAAAUGCAGAGAUACAAGAUAACUUGAAGGAGACAUUUUAAGUGAAGAAAAGCUUUCAUUUUCAUGAGGAAAUGAAGCACUCAAUGCCAAGAACAUUAAUAGAGGACUCAAAAGAUUGCCUAUGUGAAAUGUAUGUGUGAAAUCAGAAAAAAAUGAAUGAGAUUCUUGGGCCCAUUCAUGUGACUUUCAAUAAAGUAUGCAGAC